AUGGAGUUUAUAGUGAUGGUGGUGGUGGGGAUGGGAAUGGCGGUGGCGAUGGUGGUUUGUGGGGGAGGUAGUGGUGGUGGAGGUGGUGGCGGCGAUGGUGAAGGUGGUGGCAGUGGUGGUGGCAGUGGCAGUGAUGGUGAUGAUGCUAGUAGUGGUUGUGGUGGUGGUGACGGUGGGGCUAAUAGUGGGGGUGGUAGUGGUGGUGGAUGUGGUGAUAAGGGUGGUGGCGGUGAGGGUAAGGGUGGUGGUGGUGGCAGUGAUGAUGAUGGUGCUGGUGGUAGUAGUGGUGACGGUAGGGAUGAUGGUGAAGCUGGUAAUAGGGGCGGCGGUGAGUGGUGGUGGUGUUGGGGGUGGUGUCGAUGA
Messenger RNA from Prunus armeniaca (apricot), 363 nucleotides. NCBI's taxonomy places the organism in Eukaryota, Viridiplantae, Streptophyta, Magnoliopsida, Rosales, Rosaceae. The record is from the annotation of a GenBank genome assembly.